UGUCAGUUUCUUGCAUGCUCAUUUACACACUUGUGAAAUGUUUUAGGACUCAGUGGCCUUUGAGGAUGUGGCUGUGAACUUUACCCAAGAGGAAUGGGUUUUGCUGGAUCCUUCUCAGAAGAAACUGUACAGAGAUGUGAUGCAGGAAACCUUUACUAACCUGGUCUCUAUAGGGAACAAAUGGGAGGACUUAAAUGUUGAAGAUCAGUACCAAAGCCUGGGGAGUGUUCCAAGAAGUCAUGUGGCAGAGAGACUCUGUGAAAAGAAAGGAAGUAGUCAAUUUGGAGACACUUUCAGUCAGACUCCAAUUCUGAAAUUGAACAAGAAAACUCUUAGUGGAGCAAAACCAUACGAAUGCAAUGUGUGUGGAAAAGCCUAUAUGUGCCAUUCAUCUCUUAAUAGACACAUGAAAUCUCAUACUGAGCACAAACCAUAUGGGCAUAACAAAUAUGGAGAAAAGUCAUAUGAAUGUAAGGAAUGUGGGAAAACCUUUAACUUUCGAAGUUCGUUUCGAAUCCAUGAAAGGACUCACACUGGAGAGAAACCAUACAAAUGUAAGCACUGCGGUAAAGCUUUCAGUUGGCCCAGUUCCUUUCAGAUUCACGAAAGAACUCACACUGGAGAGAAACCUUACGAAUGUAAGGAAUGUGGAAAAGCCUUCAUUUAUCACACCACCUUUCGGGGACACAUGAGAGUACACACAGGCGAGAAACCGUAUAAGUGUAAAGAAUGUGGGAAAACCUUUAGUCACCCCAGUUCAUUUCGAAACCAUGAAAGAACACACAGUGGAGAGAAACCCUAUGAGUGUAAACAAUGCGGAAAAGCCUUCACAUAUUACCAAACUUUCCAAAUACAUGAAAGGACUCACACUGGGGAAAAGCCCUAUCAGUGUAAACAGUGCGGGAAAGCUCUCAGUUGUCCCACAUCCUUCCGAAGUCAUGAAAGGAUUCACACCGGAGAGAAACCCUACAAAUUAGAUCUUCUUCCUGCUAAAGGUUUUCUCUGUCCUGCUAUGUUCAAAAGACUGCUGAACAGUGUGCCUCCUCACAUGCUGCCUGAGAUUGCUCCUGCACGGAAGUCUGCUGCCAGGUACAUUCAACGCAUCCUGUUGUUUCUCAAACGGCAUCUCAUCAGGAUUCCUAGAAAAAAAACCACAUCCAAAAUAAAUUAUAUUCCUCAAAUUUCUUUUCUGCUGGGGGCGAAGCCGCGAGGCCACAGCACCGCUCUCCCACCCCCGGAGUCCCUGCGCCGCUGUCCCUACACACCACAAACCCGACGCGGACCCCGCAGGCCCGGGGUGAGGGCUGCAGCUCUGGGCCGCACACGCCGUGCCCACGGACACGAGGACCCACACCCACUGGCCUCCCAGGACUCGCCCACUCCCGCCGCGCCACCGGGACACACGGGAGGCCUGAGGGUCGCAGGGCCCGCGGGCCUGACGGCACGGCCGCACACACUCACCGCUCCCCGGCUGCUGCCGAGCCCGGUGUCCUUCCGACGGCUCCCGCGGGGCAGCGAGCGCACAGGGCGGCCGGGCCCCCGGGGCCUCUCCCGGACACACGGCCAGCGAGCUGCCGACGGAGCCCGGCGCGUCUGUGACGACAGAGCAGCCGCAGCCAAUCGGCGCGCGCUGGGCUUAGGGGCUGUACCUCGGGUUCGGGGCGGGGCUUCGCCUCAGGCCUGA
Messenger RNA from Ochotona princeps (American pika), 1684 nucleotides. RefSeq names its product zinc finger protein 709. The coding region runs from base 140 to 1684 and encodes 514 amino acids. Gene Ontology annotation, molecular function: RNA polymerase II cis-regulatory region sequence-specific DNA binding; DNA-binding transcription factor activity, RNA polymerase II-specific. Gene Ontology annotation, biological process: regulation of transcription by RNA polymerase II. The transcript has 5 exons. Lineage: Eukaryota; Metazoa; Chordata; Mammalia; Lagomorpha; Ochotonidae. The record is from RefSeq and is a predicted model, not a curated record.